Apiotrichum porosum is the source of this 1644-nucleotide messenger RNA. It is a transcript of the gene CWC25, whose product is annotated as RNA-splicing factor. The record is from RefSeq and is a predicted model, not a curated record. The transcript has 3 exons. Lineage: Eukaryota; Fungi; Basidiomycota; Tremellomycetes; Trichosporonales; Trichosporonaceae. Gene Ontology annotation, cellular component: U2-type spliceosomal complex. Gene Ontology annotation, biological process: mRNA splicing, via spliceosome. The coding region runs from base 1 to 1644 and encodes 547 amino acids.
AUGGCAGGAGGCAUGGGGCCAUGGGGUCAUGGCUGCCACUACGGUGCCUCGAACGUGGGGGGUCAGGCGGAAUCAAAUGUGGAGCUCAGGGAUUUGAUCGGAGUCGCCACCCAACGAUCUCUUUCACCUCUCACAUCGCAUCCAUCGCUCGUCUCCCGUCUUCAUCCACUACCUUGCCCCAGGCAACCCUUCCACAACACAAAUCCCUCAAGACAGACUUCAAAAAUGGGUGGAGGCGAUUUGAAUCUCAAGAAGUCCUGGUUCCCGGGCCUCCUCGUCAACCAGGAGCGAGUCUGGAAGGCGGAGAAGGCUGCGCAGGAGGAGAAGAAGGCGUUGCACCAGCUCCGCAAGGAGCGCGAGGAGGAGCGCCAGCUUGCCGAGCUGCAGCGCAUGCAGGAGGAAGCUACGGGCAAGAAGCGCACUGAGAAGCUCGACUGGAUGUACGCCGCGCCCGGCAACAACGAGGGGGCCAUGGGCGGCCGCAUGACUGAGCACGAGCUCGAAUCGUACCUCCUCGGCAAGAAGCGUGUUGACGAGGUGCUCGCUGCGAGCGACAAGAACGUCGGCAACUCGCACAACGACUUUAUCGCCGUCCAGAACGCCAACUCGGCUCGCGAUACGGCGUCCAAGGUCCGCGAGGACCCGUUGCUGGCGAUGAAGAAGGCUGAGCAGGCCCAGCUUGCUGCGCUCAUGAACCGUCCCGAUAUUCGCCGCCAGCUCCGUGAUGCCAAGAAGGAGAAGGAGGGCAAGGGCGACAAGGAGGAACGUAGGGCACGCCGCAAGGCGGAGAAGGAGGAACGCCGUCGCGACCGUCACGACAGACGCCGUCGCUACGACGACUCGCCUCGCUCCGACUAUUCGGACGAUGACAGGAGGCGGCCUCGCGACAGCAGGGACCGUGAGCGCGAGCGCGACAGGGACAGCCGCCGUGAGCGGUCCGUCUCACCCCGCCGCGACUCGCGCCGCAGCGACCGCAGCGACGAGAAGCGCUACCGUGACGAGAGCCCGCGCGCCAACGGAAGCCGCGACGCGCGUCCCCGUUCGGACUCGCCGAGGCGUGUGAAGGAGGAGAGGGAGACGCCCCGCAGCACCGACUCGAGGGACCGUCGUGACCGCGAGGCCGACUCGCGCGACCGCCGCAACGGGGACUCGAGGGACCACCGCAAUGGCGACUCUAGGGGUUACAGCAACAACGACACGAGGGACUCUCGCAACGGUUCCAGCUACCGUGAUGACCGCGACUAUGGCCGUCGCGAUGACCGUGAUGACCGCGGACCUCGCCGUCCGUCUCCCGAGCGCAAGCCUUACGAGUCGCGCCCAUACAGCAGCCGCCCUCCUGCUGCUCCCAGUCGGCCUGCACCCGCACCUGCCGCCAACAGCUCGCUGGACGACGCGCGCGCUGCGCGCCUGGCAGCCAUGUCUGCUUCGGCCGACUCGCUUUACGCCGAGCGCUCCCAGACGCUUGCUCGCCGUGCCGAGGAGGAGAAGAAGGUUCUGGAGAGCGAGGAGAAGGCGCGUUCCAAGUACCACCGCGACGAGGCUGCUGGCAUGUUCAUGAAGCACCAGGAGGAGAUGAGCGGCCAGCAGAGCCUCGCGCAGAGCCUGCAGCGCCGUGGUGGUAUGGGAUUGUUGAAGGACCUGUAG